Heterotrigona itama is the source of this 2195-nucleotide messenger RNA. The record is from the annotation of a GenBank genome assembly. Lineage: Eukaryota; Metazoa; Arthropoda; Insecta; Hymenoptera; Apidae.
AUGGAAGAUGAGGAAAAAAGAUGUCACGAAGAGCCUAGUGAAUUUUAUUUUGAAUCUGAUCAUUUAGCAUUAAAAGGAAAUAAAGAUUAUAAUACUGCCUUAAAAACAAUCGUCAUUCUUGAAGCACAACGUGCUCAAGCUAUAGAAGAUCUAGACAAACUUUUAUCAAUUCGUUCUAAAGCGCUAAAGGAUCCGAUAUCUUUCGUAGCUCAAAUACAAAAUGGUGAGCUACCAGAAUUACCAGGGCCACAAAAAAUUGCUGAAAUCCCUUACAUCGACUGGACACAAUAUAACAUAGCUCCACCUGAUAUAAGAAUGAGGCCACAAACAAGACAUGGACACAUUUUGUCACACAUACAAAUGAAAUCAGAUCAGGAGGAGGAUGGAAAAAUUUUAGUAAGAGGACGUGCUUUUGAUGAAAGUAAGCCAGAGACUUUCAAUCAGUUAUGGACAGUAGAAGAACAAAGAAGACUAGAGGAACUUUUAAUUGAGUAUCCACCAGAAGAUGUUGAAAUGAGAAGAUGGACUAAAAUAGCUAAUGCUUUAGGUAAUAGGACUCCAAAACAAGUAUCCAGCAGAGUCCAAAAAUAUUUUAUUAAACUCUUAAGAGCUGGAUUACCUAUACCUGGUCGAGGUCCCAAAAUGAAAUUAGAUAUUAAAAAAGGAAAUGGUCAUAGACAUCAACGCAAUAAUUCUUCAUUAUUGAGACGAUCUACAUUUUUUCCUCAUCAAAAUAUGUCCUUCACAAUACCUGAUGAAAGCAAAGAACAGACAAUUACAGAAGAAUCUGAAGAUGAUGCUGGAAAUAGUAUUAUUGAUGAUAAUCCUGAACUGAGACAGAUAGAAUUACUAAAACAAGUAAAAAUUGAGAAAGAACAAAAUUUGUCUCCCAAUAAACAUAUUGGAUAUAAGUGUUCAAUUUGUGGAGAAGAUCCUUUAAUAGGUACAAGAUGGCAUUGCACAGAAUGCCAAGAUGGAAUUGAUUUAUGUGCUGAUUGUGCUGUAGCACAAUUAGAGGUUGAAAAACCAUUACAUGAUACACUACAUAGACUGCUUCCUAUAAAACCACCCCAAUAUACUAGAAAUUAUGAUCUAGAUUAUUUUCCACAUAGUUUCAUAUCUCCGUCACACAAAGCAACAUACAUGUCUGGUUUAAAUGUUUCAAUAACUUCCAUAUAUUUAUCAACUGUUAUUGUAUAUUUUCCACAUCUUGUCCAUAACGGAAUGAUUUUAGAUUCUCGAAAACCUGAAGGUGUAGUAGAGGCUGGGUCAUGUAUUGUAAGAAAAUUAAUAUAUUCCUAAACAAAUAUUAUGAUAUUUAUUAUAUGUAUAUUAUUUACAAUUUAAAAUAUAAAUAUUUAUUAUUUACCUUCAUACCCACAAAAUUUGCAAAAUUAAUAUUACAGUCCUUCAUUGUUUCAUGCAUUAAAUAUGUAGAAGAAAGUGAAACAGAUAACAUUUGUGGACUCAAAGUAACCAUUUUAAAAACAUCUUUAGUUAAAUGUGGUACACAGCCUCCCUAACAAAAACAUUUCAAAUAAAAUAUUUCAAUUUUUCUUCAGAUUUUGAAGAAUCAUGAAAUCUUACCUUUGUAUAAACAAGAACAAGAGGAGUUUCAAAAGUGCUAUUAGGAAUUCUUUCAAAUUCUGUUAAUAAACCAAUACGGGCAGCGCAAGAUUUUAUAGAAUUAGUAGUGAAUUUCAUAUUGAUUACUAUUAAUAUUUAUAUUUAUCAUAAUUUAUAGAAAAAUUAAUUUAAUAGAUAUUUUAAUCAUUAAGUACAAUUAUAUAGUUUCGCACUAAGACAUAACCUUAAUAAAUCCACAUGGUAUUGAUAAAGUUUGUUAUUAUAUACAUGGUAUAUAUUACUAGAUUGCACGCUAUAACGUGAUAGAUCUGGCUAGAUUUAGCCAUUGACUAAAAACAGAUUAGAUGUAAUAUUAUAUAGGAUUUCAUGCUUGAAGUUUUGAAAUAUCAAUAUCGAAAAAUAUCUUACAGCCUCUAUGGAUUGUUGAAAUAUCUUCUAUGAUUUUCAUUGAUUAAAUGUAAAAUCGACUGGAUAUUAAAUAAGAUUUAAUGUCUCAGAGUUUGAAAUAUCGGGAAAAAAUCACUGGUUUUUGAGCGUCCUUAACGCUUAAAUUAUUAACUAUUUUUAUUAAAUUUUAAUUUAAAAUUAGACUAAGGUUUAAAAAAUAA